AUGUUGACCAUUCAUAAAGAUUCGUUCGAUAUGAUUGAGCAGGAUGUCGCAUCCGGCACGCUGGAGAAAUCGAAGAUUUUAAACUGUUUGUUCUGGAAAAGCAAUGAUACUUGUGAUCCGGCGAAGGUUUUAAACCAAUCGGAUAAUCAACCUUCGCGCCCAUCAUCGAACCCUAACGUUACUGAUUCUAUGCUGGAUAAACUGGACAAGCAUGCAUUGUGGGAUGCCCUAAGCGCCCCCAACCUUGAGGAUGAUGGAUGUGAAUACUGUACCAUGCAGCCGGUUGAAAGGCAACGGUUCCCGAAACACUUCAUGUAUACGAAUGGCAAGCUGACCUGUCCCUUGCUGCUGUCCCAAAGGACGUGCGUAUAA
Anopheles moucheti is the source of this 372-nucleotide messenger RNA. RefSeq lists its product as uncharacterized. Lineage: Eukaryota; Metazoa; Arthropoda; Insecta; Diptera; Culicidae. The transcript is spliced from 2 exons. Bases 1 to 372 code for a protein of 123 amino acids. The record is from RefSeq and is a predicted model, not a curated record.